CUCACCUUCCUUGAUCACUUUCCUUGUAACACUUCUCACAGAAACACAGAAGAGUGACACAAAGACACAAACUUGAGAACCCAACUGGUUCUAAUGGCGAGAGGCAGAGGGGGAAAGAGGAAGAGGGAACAAGACCCACGAACCCAUCGAACUGAACAUGUUGUUGUCCGAGUUGGUGAUGUUGUUCUUGCUGAGAUGAAGGGUGAUGACAGUUUGGGGAAUACUAUAAAAGAAGAAGCAGAGGGGGUUGUGAGUGUGAAGCAGAAGAAGAGGAAGAUGCCUGUGAGGGAUUGCAAGAAGGGUUUGGUGGGAAAUGGUGACGAGGUACUAAAGGGGGUUGCUUUGGGAGGGGAAGAGGUUGCUGUGAGGACUCUGAGGAAAAGAUCUGAACCGAAUAAGAGAGUUGAGGGUGUGGAGGCAGAGAAUAAGGGUGGGAGGAAAGGUAAGGAGAAUGGUGCUAAUGGUGCGAACAAGCGUGGUGGGAAAGGUAGGAAAAUAGAGGUGUUAGUGAAGGAAGAGGGGAAGAAAGGUGUAUUGGAAGUGAAGGGUGACAUGAAACGCGGUGGGAAGCCUGCGAAAACUGAGGAGGAAGGUGGGAAGAGGGUACAGCAUUCGUUUAGGCGUCUGAGGGAUCAGGGACAUCUAUCGACGAAGGAGCGUAAAAAGUGGAUUGAGGAGGUGUCCAUGAUGUGCCACCAAUGUCAAAGGAGUGAUAAGGGAAGUGUUGUUCGAUGCAAAAAGUGCAAGACAAAGCGAUAUUGUGUCCCUUGUAUAGAGAAUUGGUACCCACAUACAUCACAGGAUGCCAUUGCUGAGGCCUGUCCUGUAUGCUGUGGAAAUUGCAAUUGCAAAGCAUGCUUGCGCUUAGACAUACCUGUUAAGAAUUUGAAAAACCAAGAUUUAGUUCUUGACAAAGGUGCAAGGGUUGAGCACUCUAAGUACUUAAUUCAUGCACUGCUUCCAUCCUUAAAAAGAAUUCAUGAUGAACAAGAGACUGAGAUGGAAAUUGAGGCAAGGAGAAAAGGAUUAUCCAACUUGGAGCUCCAGAUAGCAAAGUCUGAUUGUGCUGCUGAUGUUCGCGUGUAUUGCAACAACUGCAGAACUUCUAUUUUUGAUUACCACAGAAGCUGUCCUAAAUGUUCAUAUGACCUUUGCCUCAUUUGUUGUCGGGAGAUUCGAGAAGGAAAAAUGCAGCUAGGCAGAGGGGAAGUUAUUUUGGAGUAUGCUUCUCGGGGCCUGCCAUAUUUGCAUGGUGGAGAGGAAGUGGACAACAAAAAAAGAAAGGGAAAGAGAGAUAGGAAUGUGCUGGAGCCGCCCAUUGAAUCUAGUCCCAAAAGUUCUGGAAAGCAAACAUUUGAGUGGAAUUCAUAUGAUGAUGGACUAAUUAUUUGCCCCCCAGAGGACAUGGGAGGCUGUGGCAGUGCUAAUUUAGAACUGAGAUGCUUAUUUUCCAAAAAUUACAUCAAAGAGUUGGUAAAGAAAGCAGAAAAAAUAGAUGAAACUUCCAAAAUAUUGCAUUCAAGUGGAACUUCUGGAGAGAGGUGUUCAUGUCUCAACUCUUUGGAUGAUGCCAAUUUAAGCAUCAAUACAUCAAGGAAAGCAGCUUCUCGUGAAAAUUAUGAGGACAACUAUCUGUACUGUGCAAGGGCUGGAGAUAUCCAAGUAGAGGAUCUAAAGCAUUUCCAGAAGCAUUGGAGUAAGGGUGAGCCUGUCAUUGUUAGCAAUGCACUUGAUACUGCAUCUGGUUUAAGCUGGGAACCAUUGGUCAUGUGGCGUGCUUGUCGUCAGAUGCAACAUAUUAAGCACGGUCAACAUUUGGACGUCAAAGCAAUAGAUUGCCUGGAUUGGUGUGAGGCUGAUAUCAAUAUCCAUUGGUUUUUUGAUGGAUACUCAAAAGGGCGGUUUGAUCAAGAGAAUUGGCCGCAGAUAUUGAAACUGAAAGAUUGGCCACCAACUAAUUUAUUUGAAGAGCGCCUUCCUCGUCACGGUGCCGAGUUCAUUUGUUGUCUGCCUUAUAAGGAAUAUACUCAUCCUCGCAAUGGUCCUCUGAACCUUUUUGCCAAAUUACCUUCAGCAUGUGUGAAACCAGACAUGGGACCAAAGACAUAUAUUGCGUAUGGUUUUUCUCAGGAGCUUGGACGUGGAGAUUCUGUAACCAAGCUUCAUUGUGAUAUGUCCGAUGCAGUGAAUGUUCUGACACAUACUACUGAAGUGAAACUUACUCCUGAGAAACUUACUGUCAUCGAAAUGUUGAAAAAGAAACAUGCUCUGCAAGACCGAAGAGAAAUUUUUGGCAAUAGUGACAAGGCUGGUGGUGAUUCUUGUUUCAGUACUGCUGAUGAGAAACAAUUUCUUAAUAAAGUUGGAGAUGCUUCAAUGGGAUCUGAAUCUAAAAAGAAUGAAGAAGCAGAAUUAGAAGGUGAUGUCACUGAGGGAGGUGCAUUAUGGGACAUAUUCCGUAGACAAGAUGUCCCUAAGCUGCAGGAGUAUCUCAUGAAGCAUUUCAAGGAAUUCAGGCACACAUACUGUUGUCCAUUGCAGCAGGUUGUCCAUCCCAUACACGAUCAGACAUUUUAUCUUACGGUGGAUCACAAAAAGAAGCUCAAGGAGGAAUAUGGAAUUGAACCGUGGACCUUCAUUCAAAAACUUGGAGAUGCUGUCUUUAUUCCUGCAGGAUGUCCACAUCAAGUCAGGAACUUGAAGUCAUGCAUCAAAGUUGCAAUGGACUUUGUCUCACCUGAAAAUGUGGGUGAGUGCUUUCACUUGACAGAAGUCUUCCGCACACUUCCAGAAGGUCAUAGGGCUAAAGAGGACAAAUUGGAGGUAAAGAAAAUGAUUGUUCAUUCUGUCACUAGUGCUCUGAAGGAACUUGAUCAGACUGAGGUCUGAGGAAGACAUUAAUCCAUCUGCUUAAGUGACAAGAUCCAGGAUACAA
This is a messenger RNA of Argentina anserina (silverweed cinquefoil), 2935 nucleotides long. RefSeq names its product lysine-specific demethylase JMJ25-like. Gene Ontology annotation, molecular function: chromatin DNA binding; histone H3K9 demethylase activity; transcription coregulator activity. The record is from RefSeq and is a predicted model, not a curated record. NCBI's taxonomy places the organism in Eukaryota, Viridiplantae, Streptophyta, Magnoliopsida, Rosales, Rosaceae. Gene Ontology annotation, biological process: regulation of transcription by RNA polymerase II. Bases 94 to 2889 code for a protein of 931 amino acids. Gene Ontology annotation, cellular component: histone deacetylase complex; chromatin. The transcript is spliced from 13 exons.